GCACACUCUCAACCAGCCAUAGCCAUCUGACGGCGAAGUCAACGGUGGAGGUGACGCGGGCUCCGGUGAUCUCAUUCCCUGAGCAUGGCGUCCGCGUUCCAGGAUACGUGGCAAACUGCGCUCGAUCUUGAAAGAGAGCUACUAAAGAGCCUUGCCGAAAAAGAGCCCACGUUUGCUGAAAUCUCCCAUCAUCUGUCGGAACUUCGCUCCGCUUGUCAAAAUGCUAUUCUCCAGGACCUCGACGCCGCCCGCUCCGUCGAUGUCGAAGGCCGCCUGUGGGAUAGUCAUCUCAAGAUCAACAAUCGAUUCCGUAAAUUGCUGUCUCGCUUUCGUGAGGAGAACGGGAAGAAGAAAAAGCCGGUAGAGAAGAGGAAGCUCGAGAAGCAUUACCUCGAAUUCAUCAAAUCCAGUCAGCGGUUCUAUCGAGGCUAUAUCCAGCAAUUGUCCUCCCAUGUCGGAGGGAUCCCGGAGCUGGAAAAGGUUGCCCGGAAGUUCAAUUUCGACAAUCUAUCGGCAGAGUCAUCCUUGCAAGCUACUGAGGCCCUCAGAAAGCGCAUUCUCCAGUCUUGUCACGCGACCUUGAUCCGGUUGGGCGACCUUUCCCGCUAUCGCGAAACUGAGCUGGUCACGAAGGAGCGCAACUGGGGCCCCGCAAUCGGUUAUUAUGACCUGGCUACCCUGAUCUACCCAGCCUCUGGUGCGUCGCAUAACCAGCUGGCAGUCAUUGCGUUGGCCGAUGGCAACCAUCUUCGAACUACAUAUCAUUUGUACAGGGCUCUAGCAGCCCAGGAGCCCCAUCCGCCAGCCAAGGGUAACUUGGAAAUUGAAUUUAGAAAGGUCAUGAAUGCAUGGGCCAAGCGCGAGCUGAUUCGCCCCGAAGACGCUGGUAUUCCUGGCAGGGCAUUGGCCCCUUGGUUUGUAUAUCUUCAUGCGCAAUGUUACAAGGGCGUUGACUUCCCUGAGCAUGACGAGCUUGAGAGCGAAGUACUGAAUCAGCUCGCUGUUGAUCUCAAGGAACGCUCGCUCGAAGGCACUUUGCAGAAAUUCGUUUUGAUCAACAUUAGUGCAGAAGAAUUUUCCAGGACACGCUCGAAUGAAGAAUCCGUGUCCAGUGCGCGCGCAUUUUUUCAGCGUAUCAAUGUGAAGACGUUCUUCACUCUACUUCAGAUUCUCCUUGCUGAGGUAGAGCGAUUUGCCGCUGAAGACUCUAGCAACAAGGACGCGCAAACCGGUCCUGACAAGGUCACCGUAGUCGCCCGUCGGGUCCUUCCCGCACUUCGAAACUACAGUUCCUGGCUGCUCACAGUCAGCAACUUGCUAGCAGCGCAUAAACAAGAAAAGGACACUCCUUUGGCAGUCCAGAUCACGGAGUUUUGGAAGAUAUAUGCUAACACAUUAACUCUCCUGGCCUCAACUUUCGAUGUAGUGCAUCUUCCCGAAAUCGACUAUUUAUUAGAGGAAGAUGAAGAGACACUGGGCUUUGCGCCCUUGAGCAAGGGAACAACCUCGCGCAGAUACCUGGAUUCGAGUGGUCAGCAGAAGCCUCGAAUGAACGACCCAGGAGUGGAACGUAAUCAUCCGAAUAUGGAAAUGCUCUACCGAAUCCGCGAAUUUGUGAUCGAUGGCUUGGAUCUGGUAGUCAGCAAUAAAAUACCUAUCGCACUCGUCGAUGACGAAGACAAGAAGACAUUCAUCUACAAGGAGGAAGACCUCCCCUCGCAAUUCUUCGCCAGUCCCCCGGGCCACGCUCAUACGCUAUCCUCCGCUAGCAUCGAACGGGACGAGAUUCAGCAAGCGAACCGUGAUCUUAGCCACGCUCCAGAUGCUAAAAGUGUCUUCGGUGGAUCGCAGGCGGCGUCCAUGUCUGCUAGUAUGCAUCGUAUUGUCGAAGGCGUGGAACGAUUGGUGGAUUCGGACACGUACGAGAAUGCCCCGAGCGUGCCAGAACGCCUGACGUUCCCCGCGAGUGGUAGUCGUCAGCGACCGUCAAGUCAAUACUUCGACACAAGCACGGAGGCGAUCUUCCGCGAAGACCUUCUUCCUCGGCAAACCCCAAUGGCCCCUCCUGGACUUGGACCGCCGAUGGCCAGUGGCUCGGCUCCUCUUGUCCGUGUCUCGUCAUCCCAAUCUUAUACUCCUCGCCCUGCGCUUCCCAGCAUCCCCAGCAUUUGGAACACAGCCUUAUCCUCCGGUCUCGGUAGUGAUGCCCCAUCUCCCCGGACGCCUCCUGGCCUUGGGCAUCAAUACCCAGGUCAUUUACUAUCCGGAAGCAUCGGCAGCCCUUCAAGCCACCACACAUCCCAAGAGUCUUUCGCGAACGAGCUCAUGCUCCGCCAAAACCUGGUGAGCCAAGCCCAAGCUGCUCAACUCCAGGGUUCUCUACACCACAUUCCCGGUCCCGGCUCAGUUCCCUCUUCAUGGCUGCCCUCCUCCAGUCCAUCACUUCAGAACCACCGGCUCUCCGGCCUUGCCUGGGACCGGGCGCUUCUGGAUGCGGGCACCGGCGAGGGAUCAAUGGCGCUUCCCGGCCAUCCGUCAGCAUCAGCACCAAGCCUGGGUUCCCCGAGCGGCCUAGUCAACGCCUCCUGGGCCAACGACGCCUUCCUCGCUAGCACAUUGUCCUCCGGUGCAGGCUACCCUAGCUCUUCUAGCUUCAAUAGCAGCGCUCGCAAGGCCCCUGCGCAGUACGGUGCCAUCGGUCAGACUACACCUCGCUACGGUCAUGGUGGUUGAUCUUAUUGCCACCAUGCUUGGUCUGGGAAUUGAAUCAGUUCAAGUCCGUUCAGUCCUGUGAUGGGCAGCAAAGAGUGACUGUGGGUUUCUCAUUACUUCAACUCAUCUGCCUGUCUCUUGGCCACUCGUUUCCCUUUUCAAAACGCCUCCUCGAACUGCGGAUGUAAAAACGUGCGGUAUGCCCGCGCGAUACGUAUACACACACAGCGGACACGAAUCAGACAGAGCUCUGAAGAGUACGUCAGACGAAUGGGUAAAGGAAUAUCAUGAUUCUUGAGAGGAACAGGGAAUGAGCCUAGGCCAAAGACAAG
Molecule: messenger RNA, 3044 nt
Organism: Aspergillus homomorphus CBS 101889
Lineage: Eukaryota; Fungi; Ascomycota; Eurotiomycetes; Eurotiales; Aspergillaceae
Exons: 6
Coding region: 85-2733 (882 amino acids)
Biological process (GO): nuclear-transcribed mRNA catabolic process, nonsense-mediated decay
Cellular component (GO): telomerase holoenzyme complex
Molecular function (GO): protein binding; telomeric repeat DNA binding; telomerase RNA binding
Source: RefSeq, a predicted model, not a curated record